Molecule: messenger RNA, 2018 nt
Organism: Physella acuta
Lineage: Eukaryota; Metazoa; Mollusca; Gastropoda; Physidae
Product: peripherin-2
Biological process (GO): nucleosome assembly
Cellular component (GO): plasma membrane; nucleosome
Molecular function (GO): structural constituent of chromatin; DNA binding
Source: RefSeq, a predicted model, not a curated record
GCGGCUUUUAAAAAUACGGCGUAAAUUUUCCACGGCAGUAGAUCUAUUAUGUAUUGAUACAAACAUUGUAACCAAAAGUUUAGAAACAUUACCAGAUUUUUUUUAUCUUUAUACGCGGCUGAUGUGAAAGUUCUAGAGUGAAGUUUUGUUUCCAGCUUAUUUGGUGAGGACGUGUAUUCAAGGAAGUCCUGAGGUUGGAUCAUGGGGUAGGACUUUACAGAUGGGACAAGUGCUAUGUGAAGAGAUGAGGACUUGUGCCGAGGGGGCGGGGUAGCGGGACCGGAAGAUGUGUGUGACUUUCACCGUGGGGGAGAGGGGGAGGAAGGUGAUGGGACUGUCCACUACGGUCAUCAACAUAAUCCUGGUGUUUUUAAGUCUGGCACUCUUUGUGGCCGCCAUCGCCAUCAGGUUCAAGCUGGACCGGAAGCUGGAGCUGAUGAACGGGUACGACGCCGGCGCCCUCCCCUUCUACAUGAUGCUGACCGGCGGCUUCAUGUUCUUCGGCCACCUGGUGGCCAUCAAGUUCUGCUACGACGCCACCUACGCCAACACCAGGUCGGAGAAGCACCACCUGUUUCUGGGUCUCAUCUUCGUGGUCAUGGUCCUGGCCUUGUUCGUCUUCAUCGACAUCAUCAUCAUACUGGUGCAUUCUGGGAAGAUCAAGCGGUCUUUGGAAGAAGGGAUCGGAAUAUCGAUGAAAGCGUACAAGAGCGACUUGGAGCGGAAAGAGACGAUAGACAACCUUCAGCUGGAACACGAGUGUUGCGGGAUCAAAUCCUACAAGGACUGGUUCACCAUAGGCUGGGUCAACAUGAUGUACAUCAACACUGACAGCCCAGAGGUCAAACAGUACAUCGUGGGAGGUGAGUACAUCAAGGACGACGUGCCCUUCAGCUGCUGUAGUAAGAGCGCCAAGCGAGCCUGCGUCCACCACGGCGUCCUGACCUUCAAGAACCACCGCAACUACGACGGCAUCACCCUCAACAGCGUGGGCUGUGCUGACGUCAUCAUGGCCUACUUCAGCAACACGCUGGUGGCGCCGACAGCCACCCUCAUGUUCGUCAUCUUCAUUCUCCAGAUUGUAGACAUUGUCGUGAUGCGACUUCUGCAGACGUCUAUCCUAUCAGCAGACGAACUCAAUGACCCCGAGGCGCCAGCAGACGCCUAUUGCAUCAAGGGCCUUGGGGGUGGGUCAGACCUGCGCUCUCUGCUCAAGCGGAAGAAAGAUGAUGAUUCCGACGACGAAGGAUCCAAAAAGAAGAAGAAGAAAAAGAAAAAAGGAGACGACGAUGAUAGCGACGACAGCGAUAGCGAUGAUGACAGUGAACCGAAAGAGAAACGAUCCCGUGGUGGGGGCGGCGGGAGAGGGGGUGGGGGUGGGGGUGGUGGCGAUGAUGGAGGGGGAGAUGACGGCAGCGAUGAUGGCGGGGGCAAGAAGAGUAAAAAGGAUAAAAAGAAAUCCAAAGAGGAUAAGAAGAAGGAAAAAGAGGAAAAGAAGGAUGAAAAGAAAAAGAAGAAGGAAGAAAAGAAGAAGAAAAAGGAAGAGAAGAAAGAGAAGAAGAAAGGGAAAAAGGAGGAGAAAAAGAAGAAAAAGGCGGACAAGAAAGAAAAGAAGAAAGGCAAGAAAGAGGAGAAGAAAAAGAAGAAAGAGGAAAAGAAGAAGAAAAAGUCUGAGAAAAAGAAGGCUAAAAAGGAAAAGAAAAAAGAAAAGAAGGCUAAAAAACAGAAAAAACAAAAGAAACCGAAGAAACAAAAGAAACCGAAAAAGCCGAAAAAACCGAAGAAGCCGAAAAAACCGAAAAAGCCAAAGAAACCAAAAAAACCGAAGAAGGCAAAGGCUCCUAAAAGGAAAAAGUAGACCCUUAGUCUAUUCUGAAUAAUAGCAUUGGCAUGACUUGCCUUUAUUUACUUUUUAAUAAUUUAUUGUUUUGGAUCUUUUGCAUACAUUUCAGUAUUUCUAUCCUAUUCUUGUUACCUUUAUGGACACCACCUAAUUAUGUAUAUUUUGAAACGAGUAA